CCUCUUCCGCCGCACCCCUUUUCCCUCUCAUCUUCUUCUUCUUCAUCAUCAUCUUCUUCUUCUUUUUCAAAAACCUUGUAGCUUCUUCCUCUUAGCUCCAAUGUCUGCAUUCGACUUCAUCAAUGGCGUGUACGACGCUGCAUUCAAGCCACGUUUGCUUCUCUCCAUCGUCAGGGACCACCUCCCCGACAGCAAACGACCGUUUUCGAACCAUUCUUCUACGGUUUCAAAGGUUGUCUAUUUGGUCAAAACGCACCGUCUCCUCUCUGAGUCUUUCACUGAUUCCAUGGACCCAAAAGUCGUUGAAGCUUGGAAAUCAGCUGUUACUACCUGGGUCGAGCGCAUUUUGGAACUUCUCGAUAGCCCUGUGUCAGAUAAAUGUUGGGUAGGAAUCUCUCUGCUUGGGGUUACUUGUCAAUUGUGCAGCCCUGUUCGUUUCGUGGAAUCCUUCGUUCCGUGGUUUCAGAAGUUGGUGCCUUCUCUACGGUCACAAGAAGAUUCUUCAUUCUUGAGGGUGGCUGCAUGCGCUUCAAUGUCUGAUAUGUUCGCAAGGUUAAGUAAAUUUCCCAAGUUCAAGAAAGAUGGGACAGCCUGUGCCUCGAAAGUUGUUCAACCUGUUUUGAAGCUGUUAAGUGAUUCUAAAUCCGAUGUUGUAUGGGAGAGCGCAAUUAAUUUGUUGUGUACCAUAAUUACGACAUUUCAAGCUUCUAUUAAUCAGAAUCAUUAUGAAAGUAUUGAAUGUGCUAUUGCUAUAAAACUUUUGUCCAAAGAGUCCAACGAAUGCAGUGCUGAUAUUGCAAAGAAACUUGCAUAUUGCCUUGCAUUGCUUCCGAAAUCAAAAGCAGAUGAAGAAAGCUGGUCUGUGAUGCUGCAGAAGCUCUUGGUUUUGAUAAAUGAUCAAUUAAAUUUUGCCUUUCAAGGCCUUGAAGAAGCAACCGUGCGUAAUCAGAUUACUAGAUUGCUGGUCUUGCCUGGAAAACCUCUUCCUUCCCCUUUAGGAGGCAAUAUAUUGGCCGAAGAAAUUAUUAACAGAAAGUGGUCUGAGCAAUCUCCAGCAUCUGAUGUGCCUACACUUAUCUUCGCCUGUUGCACGAUGCUGACAAGUUCAUAUCCCGUCAAGGUAAAAAUACCUGUUCGCUUGUUGUUGGCCCUUGCCGAGAGAAUGCUAAUGGUCAAUGGCUCUUUGCCGCAAAUGUCAUUCCCAUUCACGACUGCUAGGCAACAAGAGGACAUUUGCUCGGUACUUCCGUCUUUACACUUGUGCAGCCUUGAAUUGCUUGAUGCUAUCAUAAAGGCCAUGGGAAGUCAACUAUUACCACAUGCGGGCUCUAUUGCUCGUAUUAUUACAAAGUACUUCAAGGAUUGUGCAUUGCCAGAGUUAAGGAUCAAGUUCUAUUCGGUCACACGAACUCUACUCUUAUCCAUGGGCGUUGGAAUGGCUAUGUACCUUGCACAAGAAGUUGUUAACAAUGCAUUUUCCGAUCUAGAAACCAUAGAUAAUAAAAGUGGUGGAGCAUCGAAUAGUUCUAAUCCAAAUGCCUCGGCUGGAUCACUGCCAGCACCAAGUCGUAGAAAGAGGAAGCAUAAGAAUGCAAGUGGUCCUCUUCAGGAGAAUGAUGAUGGUGGUUUGGGAGCAGAAGUUCUCAAGAACAAUCCAUCGAUUCCAAUUUCUCUUAGGAUAGCCGCUCUUGAGGCGUUAGAGACUCUUAUUACUGUGGCUGGCUCUUUAAGAUUCGAACCGUGGAGAUCGAAAGUUGAUGAUCUUGUGUUUGCCACCGCGAUGGAUUCCUUCAAAGAAGAAUCAGCAAGUAGCGAAAUUAGUGAAUUCCAGCAAGAAGAACUUGCUGAACCCAUUGCUGAUUUGCAGCUUGCUGCAUUGCGCGCUCUUUUGGCAUCUUUUCUCUCUUUUGCUCGGAUUCGGCCUCCAUAUUUAUCUGAGGGUCUCGACCUUUUCCGUAGAGGGAAGCAACAAACAGGGACAAAAGUAGCUGAGUUUUGUAUGCAUGCACUUUUAGCCUUGGAAGUGCUUAUACAUCCUAGGGAACUUCCUUUGCCGAAUUACGUUUCUACCAUUGAAAAUGAGCACAAUUUCCGAGACGAAAACAGUAGCUGGAGCAACCGAGGCCCGGUUGGUUUUCGACAAGUAGGGUUCGAUACUCCCGACACUGUCGAUGAUUUGUAUGCUAAAUGGAUGGAAAAUGCCACCGGAACCGGAACCAGAACCAAUGUAUCGAUACCUAAGAAUACAGUACGCACUGACGAGCCUUCUGAGGCCAUUAGAGACACCAACCAUAAUGUGCUUUCCGGGCACCAGCGUUCAGGCACUGAAGUCCAAGAAAGGAAUGAGAUAGCUGGAUCUGACGCCCCGACCAAAACAGAUGUUGAAAUGAGGGCUGCCGAGGAUGAAUUUGUUUCCAAGUCGGACAAACCUGUCGAAUCCAUGAUGCAAUCUCAGGAACCUGUCUCCAACACCACUAUCAUCCCCGUAGAUCAUGAGCCGGUAGCUACCGAGGUGCAACCUGAGAGGAUUGUUUCUGACAGCACGACGGCUCACAAUGAAGGCAGCAGUCGGAUGGAAUUAGGCGAAGGAAGCUCGGCUAAUAAAGUCUCUGAAUCUGCCUCGCCGAAAAGAACACCAGACACUAUAAUGAUUCAGGAAUCUGCAUUUAAAUUGAAUCUUGGUGAUUCAGUGGCUCAUGAUGAUUUUGAUCUUCCUGAAAUUGUGGAUGCAGACCCAGAUACUGAUUCUGAGUAAGAAGGGGAAGGUGCAUAAGGUAGAAAUUUUGGUAGUUUUAAGUUUUAUUUAUUUUUUUAACGGGUUAAGUAACUUUUGAGUGAGCAAAAUAAUCAGUAGUUUUUUUCCCCCUACUUUUAUUGUAGAAAUUUACUUAAAAUUUGAGUGAAAUUACAGCAACUUACAUAAGAAUUAAAUCUG
This is a messenger RNA of Arachis stenosperma, 2935 nucleotides long. RefSeq lists its product as uncharacterized. Gene Ontology annotation, cellular component: nucleus. The record is from RefSeq and is a predicted model, not a curated record. The transcript is spliced from 13 exons. NCBI's taxonomy places the organism in Eukaryota, Viridiplantae, Streptophyta, Magnoliopsida, Fabales, Fabaceae. Gene Ontology annotation, biological process: rRNA processing. The coding region runs from base 101 to 2755 and encodes 884 amino acids.